GUGCGGGGCUCCAUCUCAGGAACCGUGAGGUCAUGACCUGAGCUGAAAUCAAAAGUUGAACACUCAACUGAUUGAGCCACCCAGGCGCCCCAAGAAAACUACCCAAACCUCUGACAACAGAUGAAUGAAGAAACAAAUUAAGAUGUAGUCAUAAAAGGGGUUACUAUUCAGCAAUAAGAAUGAACCACUGUCCAUACAUGCAAAACACGGACGCUUCUCCCGAACAUCAUGCUAAGCAAAUGAAACCAGGUAUGAAAAGGUAGCAGGCUGUGUAAUUCCGGGGAUAAGAAAUCACCAGGGGCGGAGGGCCGGGGAAAGGCACUGACUGCAGAGGGGCACAAGGGAACUUUGGGGGAUGAUGAGAGUAGUUUGUAACUUGAUUAUGAUGGGGGUUGCAUGAGCAUGUGAGUCUGUAAAAACUAAUAGAACCGCACACUAAAAAAGGUGCAUUUCAUUGUGUGUAAAUUACACCUGAAAACGUUACUUUUUAGAAGAACUAGAAGAAGAGGAAUAGGAAGAAGAAAAAGGAGAAGGAAAAGGAGAAAAGGAAAACGAGGAGAAAGAGGAGGAGGGGCCCAGGGAGGAGGAGUAGCGGGAGGAAGAAGCUUAACACACAGGAAUGAUAAUAUUCCCAGUGGAGCCAUCACGGAACUGGUCCCUGUCACUGUGACGUGCAGGGGUGGGAAUAUAAAAGCACAAGACCUGUCCUCAGUCUAUGAGAGCUGACAGUCCAUUGGACAAGUGCAGUUUUCUUCAAGAUCUUCCAAAGUGUGAGGAAUGACAGAGCAAAUCUCACCUGGUCCUGCCCACGGGGGUUGAAAGGAAAGAGUCUCUGUGGUUUGUUAGGGUUCCCUCCUUCCUCUCCUCCAUCAUCCCCCACCCCGCGCCCACAGCCUGCGGGUGCACAGGACCUCAGGCUGCACAGGCUUGGGAAGAGCCGUUUCCAUGCAGCAAGGGCCGUUCUCCCAGUGCCCUUUGUCCCCAGCCUGGUGAUCUGUCCAGGGUGGAACUCCUCUUUCAAACUAAGCCAGGACACAGCUUUGUGGGGAUUCUUAAGGCCACCAUCCCAUUGCCUCUGUCUCUCACCCUCAAGGCACUUCUACUCCUGGGGUGCAGAGCCCUAUCGUGAGACCUGUGAGGCCCUCUUCCUUUCCUGCACCUAGCGCAGCUCCCCACUCCAGCUGCUUCCAGGUCCUACCACGAGCCCUUUAUCUACUUGAUAAAAAUGAUAAAUGCUCGCCUCUCUGAGCAUGGGAAACCUAAAACCACAGGAUGUAAGUCCUGCUUAUCCAUUAAGAGGAACAGGGAUACUUUAUUUCUCAUUAUGAGCCUACAGCUCAGAAAACAAGGGAUAGAUAAGUUUCUCAGCCUGGGUUUUCUAUCAUUCUGCUGCAAAGGCCCUGUUAUAAAACAAAAAGAAGAGAGAGAAGGUGCUGGAUGUCUGGUGGGGUGAGAGGCCCCAGAGAGCAGUCAGUGCAUGUCAGUGGGGAGGUAGCUUUGUGAGGGUGAGGCCAGUGGCAGGCAACCUGAGCUCUGGCAGCAGAUACCACCUCGGUGUCCUGGCACCGUGCCUGGUCUGUCUGAGGCCAGCAUCUUGCUGGCUGAAAUGUGUGUGGCUGUAGAAGAAAGGAAACAGGGUUGGGUGACAGAGUGGAUGGUUUGAGGAGGUUGAGCCCAAAGAAAUCCCAGCUUUGGGGCCUUAGAGGGAGGUGGCAGUUGCAGAGAAUAAGAAAGUUGGCCCAUAAUUAAGAAUCAGAUGAGGGAAGGCACCAAACUCCCACCCAGCCUCCAGCCACCAGCUGGGUGGGAAAGGGAAGCAGGUGUAUUCCUUGUUGUGUGUAACCUGCCCACCCCCAGGAUUUCUAAGAAAUGCUGGGCCUGUAUUUCUUGGUUCUCCUGGGAGCCAGAUGUGUAAUAAUUUGGGUACAUUUUAACUUGAAAAGGCAAAAACAUCCUUCCAGCUGCGUCCUCCUUUUCCUUCCAGGGCCAGAAUAAUGUAGGGAGAGAACUUGGUUCAGAAAUCGUAUGGAUAGUGCUUUUGUUUCUGGGGACUAGGAAAGAACUGUCAGAGCCAAGUCCUCAUCUCUAAAAGGAAAACAUAAAUGUGCUGUAAGUCCUGCUUAAUAAUUCAGAGACCAAACUGAGCCAACUAGAAGCUGAAGUGAGCGAUCAGAUAUACCCACACUCUUCUCUUUUUAUCAGCUUGCAAAUGUCCUGGUUGGCACCUGGUUGGAGAGGAGCAAUCAGCGGGCAAAUGGAGUUAAGCCAUUCAUUUGUUCAUUCAUUCAUUCAUUCAUUCAUUCAUUCAUUCAAUAAAAUUUUCAUGAUUCUUACCAUAAACCAUGCAGACUCAGCUAAAAGCUGAUGAUCCACAUUGGAACAAGGCAAAUGUCCCUCUGCCUCAGGGACCUUAGGAUCUAUGCCAUAGUUCUCAAACUUUAAUGUGCUUCAGACUCCCCUAGAUGGCUUGUUAAAACACAGAUUGCUGGGCCUCAUCUCUGGAGUUUCCGAUUCAGUGGAUCUGGGGUGGCUUAAGAAUUUGCAUUUCUAACAAGUUCCCAUGUGAUGCUGAUGCUGCUGGUCCUGGGACCUUUGAGAACCACUGGUCUAGGCAAUCAUUUCACCUGACUAUUUUUACAUCUUGGCACAGCAUGGCUCACUUGGGUAAACUGGAGGAAAUUUGGAACCCUGAACCAGGUUGCAAACAGCCUGAGGUUAGCUGCUUAAGAGCUGUGGUCAUUCCGGGCCCCACAGAGCACAGGGAAUCAAUGUCUUAAUGCACAUUAACCUCUAGGGAGACUAUCCAAAGGCUUUGGCACCCACCCUGAGAUAGGAAGACAUGCAGCUUCAAGAAAUCUAUUGACUUCUUCUAGGAAAUUAAGGCCUCCUUUUACCACUAGCCCAGUGCAAGCCCAUAGGUCUGGGGUAGGGUGCAAGGUGGCCUUCCAGGGUUUCAUCCUUCCUCCCCCUGGAACCUCUGCUGAUUUCCUGUCACAUUCUUCUUCUUUUUUUUAAUGCUUUUUUUUUUUAAGUUUAUUUAUUUUGGGGUGGAGGUGGAGGGUCAGAGAGAGAGGGAGAGAGAAUCCCAAGUAGGCUCCAGCACAGAGCCCAACGCAGGGCUUGAAUUCACAGAACUGUGAGAUCAUGACCUGAGCCAAAACCAAGAGUCGGACGCUUAAGCGACUGAGCCAUCCAGGCGCCCCUCCUGUCACAUUCUUAACAACUUGGAUAGCUCAUUCCUCUUCCACCCUCACAGGUGGAAUGGGCAGGUGAGAUGCCAUUGGGGUCAUUGUGAUCCUUCCUACCUGAGUGGACAUAGGAUCGUCAGGUGGGAUUUUGUGGUGUCUUUCUGCCGCGGAGGCUAGUGUAACUGCCGGGAGUAAGGGCAAGGAGCAGAGGAUGAGGGUGGACGACAGCAACCUUUUGCACCGAGAGCUUUUAAAAUGCAUUCGAGGAGGACAUGCUGGUCAGAGCGACAGCUAGCCUGAAAGUAGAUGCAAAGCCCAUACCGCAAAUGACAGAUCAUCUUGUGAGUCAAAAUCUGCCAAAAUUAUUUACUUUCUAAAAGCUUUAUUGAAAUAUAAUUCACAUCUAUCUAAAGUAUACAGUUCAGGGUGCCUGGCUGGCUCAGUGUGAAAAGCAUGCGACUCUUGAUCUUGGGGUUGUGAGUCUGGGCCCCAUGUUGUGUGUAAGAUUACUAAAAUAAGUAAAUAAAAACUUUAAAAAAAUGAAGUACACAAUUCACUGGUUUUUAGUAUAUUCAGAGUUGUACAUCCAUCUUCUCAAUCAAUUUUAGAAUAUUUUCACCCUCAAAAGAAACCCUGUACCCUUUAUUUAGUUAGUUUUUUAUUGAAAUAGAAAGAGUGUGGGGCGCCUGGGUGGCUCAGUCGGUUAAGCAUCCGACUUCGGCUCAGGUCAUGAUCUCACAGUCCGUGAGUUCGAGCCCCACGUCGGGCUCUGUGCUGACAGCUCAGAGCCUGGAGCCUGUUUCAGAUUCUGUGUCUCCCUCUCUCUCUGACCCUCCCCCGUUCAUGCUGUCUCUCCCUGUCUCAAAAAUAAAAUAAACGUUAAAAAAAAUUUAAAAAAAAAAAGAAAGAAAGAGUGUGCAAGUGAGUGAAGGCAGAGAGAGAGAGAGAGAGAGAAGCAGGGCUCACCCGAAGCAGAGCUCAUGUACACCCGAUGCUGGCUUGAACUCGGGAACCGUGAGAUCAUGACCUGAGCCCAACUCAGAUGUUUAACUGACUGAGCCACCCAGGUGCCCAACCCCGUACCCCUUAGACCCUCAACCCCCCCAACCCUCUUCCAGCCUUAGGCAAGCACCAGUAUUUCCUUUCCGUCUCAAUAGAUUUGCCUACUCUGGACAUUUCAUAGCAAUAGAAUCAUGUAAUAUGUGGUAUUUUGUGACAGGCUUCAAAAUUAUCUCUAACAGAGAAAUAUACCAACCUACAUUUGGGUCCAAAACAUGAUUGGCAGAAACCAAAGAUGGAGACGGAGAAUUUAGAAGUUGUUGCUUAACCUUGGAGCCUCCGUUGUCUCGGGUCGCUGAUUCCCACCUCACAAGGCUGUGGUGAGGAUGUGAAGGUCCAGCCCAGGCCUGGCCCCCAACUGCUCAGCAGAGGGGGACCCUCUCGAGUGAGAUGGAGGCCUAGUGAUAAGACCAACUGUGGAACAGCCUCAGAUCAAAGUAAUCUUCUGAAUCAGUGGCUGCUGUGACUUUCAAAAAGUUAAACCACGAACUAGGGUUAUGUAAGGGGUGUUUUCCCUGCCUCUCACCCAGGAGGUUGUGUCCGGGUGCCAAAGUCAGCAAAGCAGUGCUCUAGGCUCUUUCUUGCAGAAGAGGCACAGGAAUGUUCAGUCCCAUACAGAUGGCUCCUGCUGCCCAAGAGAGAGGAGACCCUCUAGGGACCCCGCUCUCCUCUGCAUUCCCAGAUUUCUCCUGACUGUUGCCCAGGCCUCUCCUGAUCUCUCUGCAGGCCUGAACUGCUGCCUGCCAGGUCUCUGCUGGCAGCUACACAUGCCAAGGCAGAAGGCGUCUUACCUGUUCCACGUGAGCCGGGUGUUGUUGUUGCUACUACAGCAACAGCUUCAUUUUACCUCCCUGCGAAAAGUUCUACCACCAGGAACCCUUUCCUUCCGCUCUGUUCAGAUCCCUGCUUGUCCCCAGUGUGGGGCACGGUGGGAGGCCCGGAACCCAGGUGUGACUCCAGCCUCCCGGGAGAGGAAUGUAGUGGCUGCCAGAGAACAGUCACCGGAGCUGUGGAACAGCACCCCCGGGGCGGGUUCGCAAAGCAGGCUGAGACCAGGGCUCAAGAUCUUUGGAGAAAAGUACUACUAUUCAUCCCCAAAUGAGGAGGGCAGGCUGACUGGAAUGGAAAAGAGUUGACCUGGACCUGCUGGUUGGAGUUGCUGGUUCCUUUCGUCGCGCUCAUGUUGACUAUUGGCCUCAUGUGGCUUGUGACUAGAACCUACAUCAAGAAGGAAAAUUCUC
Molecule: messenger RNA, 5488 nt
Organism: Acinonyx jubatus (cheetah)
Lineage: Eukaryota; Metazoa; Chordata; Mammalia; Carnivora; Felidae
Gene: B3GNT2
Product: UDP-GlcNAc:betaGal beta-1,3-N-acetylglucosaminyltransferase 2
Exons: 4
Coding region: 5015-5383 (122 amino acids)
Cellular component (GO): membrane
Molecular function (GO): hexosyltransferase activity
Source: RefSeq, a predicted model, not a curated record